Cylicocyclus nassatus is the source of this 2861-nucleotide messenger RNA. The record is from the annotation of a GenBank genome assembly. NCBI's taxonomy places the organism in Eukaryota, Metazoa, Nematoda, Chromadorea, Rhabditida, Strongylidae.
UCUUCAUUCAAAUUAAACUGCUAAGUCUUAACCAACUAGUCCCUUCUGCUCGUUUCAUAUAUACAAGACAGAUUAUAGCUGAUUUGCAUCUGGACUAGUGCUGUUCUUGUUAUCAUAAACUAGACGUAUAAACUCAUUCGCUAAGGUGUUUUGCAAUGCGUCGAGCAGAUUCCACGCUGUUCGCCCCAUAUCGCUCAAUGGGGGUCGUAUGUUCGGAUCUCCGGCCGGUGAUUCGACCAAAUGAGUCUAAGACUAGAAUGACCUCCAUUAUCUGUCCAGUGGAUAAUGUUCUUAUGCAUUACAAAGCUGAAAAGUUGAGACUUAUAGGAAUAUCCGAUGUCCUUUCCGAUCUUAUCACAGCUGUCGCAGUAGACGGAAGUGGGGUCUAUGCUGCCAAUGGUACCUCGAUAGCUGUAUUGAAAACAUGCCGUCAUGUCAGCAAAUCUAUCAACCUAGGAAUAAAAACGAAAUUUCUUAAGAUAUUGGGCUAUAAUCUGAUUGCUGUGGAUGAGGAAAAUGGCAUAAGAGUGGUGAGCAUACCUGACGGACAACAAAUCCUCCACAUGGAAGGUUCGAAGGAGUUCGAAGUAACUUCCGUUGUCCACCCAUCCACCUAUUUAUACAAGAUUCUCAUUGGUUCCUCUAUAGGAAAGCUGCGUCUAAUCAACUUUCGGACAGGGCGGAUCAUACACGAAUUCAAAGCAUUCGACUCUGCAGUGACCGUGCUCGAGCAGUCCCCGGCUAUUGAUGUGGUGGCGAUUGGACUAGUUAGCGGUCAAAUAUUCUUACAUAAUAUUCGGCUUGAUGAAACAGUAUGCAAGUUUCGUCAUGAAAGCUCAAUCACAGCGAUAGGAUUCAGAACUGGUGAAGAACCUUUCAUGACUAGCGCUGAUAUCACCGGAGAAAUGGUAGUGUGGAAUUUGGAAAAACGCCAAAUGAUUGGCAAGAUCUCCAAUGUACAUCGUGCUGCGGUUACCGAAUUGUAUUUUAUGCCUGGUGAACCGGUUAUGGUUUCUGUAUCUGCUGACAACUCCAUACGUACAUGGAUUCUAGACGGUGUAGACGGUAUGCCUCGUCAGUUGGUGGUCCUUGAAGGACACGCAGACGCUGUCACUGCUGUUUACUUCAACGGAAAUCAAGAGGUCAUCUCUUCUGGUCUUGAUGGCUCCGUUCGCAAGUACAUGGUUCACGUUGAGACUAUGAGACAGAAGUUGGGAAGUGCGGGAACUAUUUCCAAGGCUUCGGCCAAAAUGAGGCAUAUCCCAUGGAAAGGGAUAGAAAUGGAACCAGUAAUCGGCAUGGCGAUUGGCUGGAGUAGAGAAGCCGCUUGGGACAAUGUUAUAUGCAGACAUAAGAAUUCUCCUUUUGUGACAACCUGGACCACAAGAAAAAAUUCGUUGGGAACUCAUAAGUUAAUGCAUGACCGAUUUUCGAAGAAAACUGCGCUACUCAAAGCCAUAGUCACUGCUAUUUCGAUAUCACCUUGUGGCAAUUUUGCUUUCGUAGGAUAUUCUACAGGUCAUAUUGAUCAAUUCAAUGUGCAGAGUGGUCGCUUUCUAGGAACAUUCGUCAGUCCCCUUGAAGAUGAUUCAAAGCUGCAAGGGAACGAAAAUUAUGAACAAAGAGCCCAUAAGAAUAGCAUCACAGUGUUGGCAGUGAAUGCUCGAGGCUCGGAACUCACCAGUGGUUGUGUCGGUGGUUGGCUCAAGUACUGGCAAAUGCGAACAGGAAAACUCUUAGCAACAAUGCGAACGCGCUUGCGUAUCAAGCGUUCUGCACCAUCUGUGUCGAACAGUUUGUUGGCGCUGGCAUGUGCAGGAGACAAAGGUGACUCUGUGGUAAUUAUUGAUACCCUCUGUCGUCGCGUCGUACGUACCUUCGAUAAUGUUGGCAAAACUGUUAAUGCCUUGUCGUUUUCAAGUGAUGGCCGAUGGCUCCUCACUGCAGAUAACGCCAGAUACAUCAGGGUUUGGGAGCUUUCCACAACUCAGCUCAUAGAUGUAAUGUUAUUCGAUAAACCUUGUAUAGGCAUGUCCUUCAACAGUACCGGAGAAUACCUAGCCACUAUUCAUGAGGGAGAGAGAUCUAUAUUUGUUUGGGCGAACAAGAAAAUGUAUGCAUCGCAUGUUAAUAUACGUUCUCUUCCGCUGGAUUAUCUUCCAACUUGGAAAUCAAGUGUACCAGAAAUCGGUGUAAACACUUACGUUAUUGAUGAUGAAAGUGAUGAUGAAUAUGAAGGGAGCGAACAAGUUGAUGCGUCACUGGUAACGUAUUCUGGGUUGGCUCCUUCGCGGUGGGCAAAUCUUCCCGAGCUCGCCCUAAUAAAAGAACGUAAUAAGCCUCAGCAGCCAGCGAGGAAAGCAAAAAAGGCACCGUUUUUUCUUUCCGCGGCACCUACUUUGGAAGGUUUUGAAUUUAAUGUUGCUCAAGAAGAUGAUGACGAGAAACGGCGCACACUCCUAGCGAAACGAAGUCUUCUUGAGCUUGAGAGCUCAUUCAGUUCAUUGCUAAGAAGGGCUACUGACAGCAAGAGCUAUCUUGACGUGUUCUCAACUUUAAAGAAUAUGUCCGUAUCAGCAAUCGAUUUUCAACUUCGUUCUUUACCGACUGAUGUGUUACCAAAUUUUCUCAAAAUGCUAAAAGAGGUGUUAAAAACUAGAAAAGAUUUUGAUCUAGUACAAGCAUACCUUGCCACUUUCCUCAAAAUUCAUAGAUCAACUUUAUGGCGAAAAGAGGAUGAUGACAGAGGAGAAGACCUUUCAGAAGUCUUGGAAGAGCUUUCAGCACUUGAAGAAUGCGUGUGGGCAGAUUAUGAGCAAGUUUUGGUCGAAAACGCUGCUGUUGUGCAACAUACGGCUUGA